GCGAAAAAGUGAGAUGCCAAGGAUAGAACGCAUUGUUUGACAAGGUUUUGCCCACAUUUUUCAGCCCGCGGUAAUGUGAGCUGCACUUCCCAAACCAAAACUUCGCUUUCUCGCUUACAGUAAUAGCAAAGGAACCACCAUCGACCAUCAACACACUACCGCGCUGCUCUUUCGCGCUUAUUAAAGCACACAGUUAAGUGCCGUCCUUUCUCACUAGGAAUAAUAAGCUCGCCAUGACGAGUCAGCUGCAAUGGUGUGCGCUGCUGCUGUCCUGCCUCUGCGGCUUGAUCCAAUGCGCAGAGGCCAACAACAACAACAAUAAACUCCAAGUUCCCACCACAACCUUAGAGACGGGGCAACAAUUCCCCAUGGUGGGGUUGGAGGUUGAUGGGCUUCGAGGUGAAAUCAUUUUCCAACGAAUAUCGGAUGCCAUGCAAAAUACCACCCAGUUUGGGCUCUUUACCACAGCACAACGCAACAACAAUGAAAGACGGCUGAACAUAGGUAUUGUCAAUACCAUCACAGCCUCGCAUCUGUUUGGCAGUGAAGUCCAUGUCAUCACCAAGGUACCCUACACACACUUGGGGUAUGAACGUACCAGGCUGUCUGUAAUGGAGUCUUUGAAGGAGAUCCACAACCGAAACACAAAGGUACACAUACUCCUAGAGUGGCCACGUUGUCGAGAUGACAUCUCUUGGAUGCACUGCGAACAAGACGAAAUGAAGCUGCCACACCAUGUCAAGGCAGCAGGACCUCCUCCUCAUUUAAACAAAGACUUUGCCUUUCUGGAUUCCUGGAGAGCCUUGGAGGAGAUUUUCCUUCGGGAAGUGUCCUUGGGCUCCAACUUGGCCUCGGUGGCAAGCAUCGGCGUGGCCAAUUUUGGCAUUGAGGAUCUUCACACGCUGGAUAUGCACAGUCGAGUCCUUCCUCAUAUCGUUCAGAAAACUGUCUGGUCCUUUGUUCACGAUCCUUUCCUUAUGGAUUAUCUGGACAAGAACUUUAUCCACUUCCAAGCCUUUGAUGUGCUCUCUGAAAUCUUUGGAAAAGGCAUUGCUCCUCCCCGAGCUGUGGGUGCCUUGCACGAAGUUGCUCGGAGUGUCCAGAAUGAAGAGGGACCCGCCUUCACACCCAAGCAAGUGGUUCUCAAGUGGUUGGUUCAGAGUGGCGUCUCGGUGACGGCUCUAGCUGCUGAUACCGCCAGUGUUCACGAAUUCUCCCCAGUCUCCAUCGCAUCCAUGCCGGAACUUGAUCGAAACCAAAUGGAAGCUGUACGCGCAUCCGUGGCUGCCAUGUUGCGAGGGGAAGACUUGCCUCCUCCCAUGGCUCGAUUCCACAGCCGACUCAAGGAAGGAUUCGUCCGAAUCUUCUGGUUGAAUGCAGAUACGGGCGAAGAAGUUCCUAUUGAGACGGUUUCUCCUGGAUCUACCUACGUGUCUACUACAUACGAGGGACAUCAGUUUGUGGCCUAUGCAGACGACGACGAAGAUCACUCAAGACCGUCAAAACGAAUGGUUGUGGAUCGCACGUACGGACAAAGCAAACGCUUUCUCAUUGAAGAACUGUAGUACUGACGACAGUUUCUCUUUAGAGAGGCUAGCUGGGUGGCUAUAGGUGUCUCUCACAAAGUCUGCUUGUGUUGAACCUUUUUUGGCAGUCCGAUAUCGAUUUUGCAGCUCAUGGGAAAGCGCAACUUCCAUGCGUUUUGCUUUGGGAUGGGUUGCUGGCAACUGUUCAAUGCGGCGAAACCUCCACAAACCAAUCAUAGAUCAAGUAUUCAUACUAAUACGUCCCCUCCUUCAUUGACUUCGUCAUCAAUAGUAUCAGUACAAAAAACUAAUCAGCUUCACUACGAGU
Messenger RNA from Seminavis robusta, 1854 nucleotides. NCBI's taxonomy places the organism in Eukaryota, Bacillariophyta, Bacillariophyceae, Naviculales, Naviculaceae. The record is from the annotation of a GenBank genome assembly.